UCGGCGCCGCGGGCCUCUGGGUGGAGCGGACGGCCGGGCUUGGCGGAGAGGGUCGACUGGUGGGCGGUGCCUCUCGGGGCCGGAGGCCGCUCUGGGCCGGCACCGCCCUCCGCCUCUCGCGGUCCCUCCCUCCGGCACGCCGGCGCCCAGCGGCCGCGCUUCCUGCGUCCCCAUCCCGGUCCGAGAGCGGGCUGCGCGCUCUUCGCCCCCGCGCUGCCUCGACAGAGAUUCCCCGGAGCCCCCAGCCCCGGGAUCGCGGCACCCGAAGGAGGCAGCCUGUGGGGGCCGGGGUCGUGUAGCCCCCAGCCCCCGGCCGCCCGACCGAGACCGAGCUGGACCCGCCGCCGCCCCGGUGGAUCCUUAACUCAAGAUUUUAGCAUGAAGAGUUGUUGUCAGGCCUGCCUGGAGGCUCCCUAGGUAACAACAGACCUCCCAGCCGCAGCUGUCCGCACGGGAUGCCUCACCUUUGCUUGAAACCAUCCCUUGAGAGUCUGGCUGCUGUUUUCUUAGCGUGGCGCUAGGGAUUUAGUGCAAGGCGUUUAAGGGGUUUUUGUUGCCGCUGCUGCUGCUGCUGUUUUUUUAUUUAUUUAUUUUCUUUCUUUGAACCCGGGCCUUGCCCCGCUCCCGCUGGCAUGAUGGCCCAGUCCAAGGCCAACGGCUCGCACUACGCGCUGACUGCCAUUGGCCUGGGGAUGCUGGUCCUCGGGGUCAUCAUGGCCAUGUGGAACCUGGUCCCCGGGUUCAGCGCCACCGAAAAGCCAACCACUCAGGGGAACAAGACGGAGAUAGGGAGCGGCAUUCUCAAGAGCAAGACCUUCUCCGUGGCGUAUGUGCUGGUCGGGGCCGGGGUGAUGCUGCUUCUCCUGUCCAUCUGCCUGAGUAUCCGUGACAAGAGGAAGCAGCGGCACGGUGAGGAGCUGGCACACAUCCAGCACCCGGGGGUCGAGCCUCACGCCCACGAGGAAGACAGCCAAGAGGAGGAGGAGGCCUCCUCAAGGUACUACGUCCCCAGCUAUGAGGAAGUGAUGAGCACAAACUACUCGGAAGCGAGGGAACCGGACCAGAACCCCAGGAUGAGCAUCUCUCUCCCCUCCUACGAGUCCUUGACGGGGCUGGAUGAGACAAGCCCCACCACAACCAGGGCUGAUGUGGAGACCAGCCCGGGGAACCCCCCCGACAGGCAGAACUCCAAGUUGGCCAAACGCCUGAAGCCGCUGAAAGUUCGAAGGAUAAAAUCCGAAAAGCUUCACCUCAAAGACUUUAGGAUCAACCUGCCAGACAAAAAUGUGCCUCCUCCGUCCAUCGAGCCUCUGACUCCCCCGCCACAGUAUGAUGAGGUCCAAGAGAAGGCCCCCGACUCCCGGCCCCCGGACUGACGACCCCUCCCGGGCAUGUUCCCUCCUGUCACUCAACCUCCACGCCAACAGAUCCCGAAUGAAGCCACUCAGCCACAGUUGAGAAGCGGAGGGGCCAGGUGUGUACUUAGCAGUUUGGACGGGGCCGGGGGGUGAGGGGUUCUGGGAUUCAGGAGCGACUCUGCAGCCCCCAGGACCUCACAUAGUAGGUGCAUCGGAAAGAGCUGCUGCUUCGGAUCUCGUGAUGCUGUGACCCCAUCAAGGGAUGGCGCCGGCAUCUUCCCCCUUGUCCUUCCGCGACUCUGAAUCGCCAGUGACGACACUCCUCGUUCCAAUUAGGAAAGGAUACCUAGCAACUGGUUUAGAUUGUGGUUUUGUUUUGCUUCCACUAGGACUGUUUUGUUUCCAAAAGAAAACAAGUUAUGCGUUCGCUUUUUCCCUGGUAUCCUGAACUGUGGGUAGGAAAGAUGACCCGCUUUAUAGAAAGGACACGGGCCCGUUUUGUGAAUUAAGCCGAAUGGGAGGCUGGAGGAUUACCCUGGGGUGAGACCCAGGUGGGGUUCUCAGAGCCCCUGAUGCCGUCAGUUCUUUUGAGGGCCCAAAGCCUGAGGAUGCAUAAGAUCCUAGUUUUAAUUGGUAGACUUUACUAGUCUCUCCUGUGUAAUGGCAGAAAAAGGAAAGCCGUCUGGGAUGCUCUGUUCCUUCUAAAAUGCCUUGCAACUGAGCUUUUUGUAAUAAAAUAUUUUAUAUGUCACA
Molecule: messenger RNA, 2111 nt
Organism: Eubalaena glacialis (North Atlantic right whale)
Lineage: Eukaryota; Metazoa; Chordata; Mammalia; Artiodactyla; Balaenidae
Gene: TMEM51
Product: transmembrane protein 51
Exons: 4
Coding region: 633-1376 (247 amino acids)
Source: RefSeq, a predicted model, not a curated record